AUGGCAACUUAUUAUAGGCCACUAUGGGCCUUGGCACUUUGUCUUGUGUCUGCGGCUAUGGUAGCAGCAGACAGCGACUAUUAUUCAUCUCCACCGCCCCCACCAACACCGUAUGUCUAUAAAUCUCCGCCACCGCCGCCAUACGUUUACUCAUCACCGCCUCCUCCACCAUAUGUCUACUCCUCGCCUCCACCACCGCCUUAUGUUUACAAAUCACCGCCACCUCCUCCUUAUGUUUACAAGUCUCCUCCACCGCCUCCUUACGUCUAUUCUUCACCUCCACCACCACCAUACGUCUAUAAGUCUCCACCGCCACCUCCUUAUAUUUAUUCUUCUCCACCACCCCCUCCUUACGUUUACAAAUCUCCUCCUCCACCUCCUUAUGUUUAUUCAUCACCACCACCACCUCCAUACAUUUACAAAUCUCCUCCACCACCUCCCUAUGUUUACUCUUCUCCACCACCACCUCCUUAUAUUUACAAGUCUCCACCACCACCUCCCUACGUUUACUCUUCUCCCCCACCACCUCCUUAUGUUUACAAGUCCCCACCACCACCUCCUUAUAUUUACAAAUCUCCACCACCACCUCCCUACGUUUACUCUUCUCCCCCACCACCUCCUUAUGUUUACAAGUCCCCACCACCACCUCCCUACGUUUACUCUUCUCCCCCACCACCUCCUUAUAUUUACAAGUCUCCACCACCACCUCCCUACGUUUACUCUUCUCCCCCACCACCUCCUUAUGUUUACAAGUCCCCACCACCACCUCCCUAUGUUUACUCUUCUCCUCCACCACCUCCUUAUGUUUACAAGUCUCCACCACCACCUCCAUAUGUCUACUCUUCUCCACCACCACCUCCUUACGUUUACAAGUCUCCUCCUCCACCACCAUACGUCUAUUCUUCCCCUCCACCACCUCCCUACGUUUACUCUUCUCCACCACCACCUCCUUACGUUUACAAGUCUCCACCGCCAGCUCCCUAUGUUUACAAGUCUCCACCUCCACCACCCUAUAUUUACAAGUCUCCACCACCACCUCCAUACGUUUACUCAUCUCCACCACCACCUCCCUAUAUUUACAAGUCUCCACCACCACCGCCUUACAUAUAUAAGUCUCCUCCACCACCGCCUUACAUUUACAAGUCUCCUCCACCACCACCAUACGUCUAUUAUUCUCCUCCACCACCUCCUUAUGUUUACUCAUCUCCACCGCCACCUUCUUACGUUUACAAGACGCCUCCACCUCCUAACGUCUAUUAA
Molecule: messenger RNA, 1260 nt
Organism: Impatiens glandulifera
Lineage: Eukaryota; Viridiplantae; Streptophyta; Magnoliopsida; Ericales; Balsaminaceae
Product: extensin-2-like
Exons: 1
Coding region: 1-1260 (419 amino acids)
Source: RefSeq, a predicted model, not a curated record